GGAGAUGCACUUCUCUCCUUGCUUCCCGUUUUCACCACGUCUUUCGCCCGCCCGGUUCUCUCAAUCUCUUAUCAACUUCUUAAUCGUUUUUUCCACCUUGCUUUGCUCUGCUUUCCUGAUCUCGACCCCAGCUCUUCCCCACCCCCACUCUGGUGCCUUUCGCUGUAGUUUCUUCCCUGACUGCUGGGUCUGUCGAGCGUCCCGCAGAGUUUACCGUUGUCACGUAGGCGUAGGCCGCACGGCCGUAGCGUACUGUGCAGCUUAAAAACAAAAAGGCAGCGCCAUGGAGACCAUGACCCUGGGUUGGGUGGACCAGGCGGUGUUCGUCUUCAUGCUGGCCAUCUCCACACUGAUCGGAGUGUACUUCGCGUACUGCUCCCCCGGAGGCAACAUGUCGGCCGCCGAGUAUCUGGUGGGAGGGCGUACCAUGGGCACCAUACCCGUCGCCCUGUCCCUCAUCGCUAGCUACAUUUCGGGCAUCACGCUCCUCGGCUACCCGGCCGAGACGUACGUGUACGGCAUGCAGGUGAUGUACAAGAUGCUGUCGCUGCCCUUCAUGGGCUUCUUCUUCGCGAGCCAGCUGCUGCCCGUGUUCCGCGACCUGGCGGGGAUCUCGCUGUACGGCUACUUCUCCCGAAGGUUCAACAACAACGUCCGCCUGCUGGCGUCAUGUCUCUUCGUUUUCGGCAAUAUGUGCUGGUUACCCGUCGUGAUUUUCGUCCCUGCCAUGGCUUACGAACAAGUGGCGCAGGUGAACAUUCACUGGGUGACGCCUGUGGUGUGUGUCGUCUGCAUCUACUACACCACUGUGGGCGGCAUCAAGGCGGUGGUGUGGACCGACGCUGUGCAGGCCGUGUCCAUGUACGUGUGCGUCGUGAUGGUCAUGGUGGUGGGGAUUCUCAAAGUGGGGGGCCUUGGCGUCGUGUGGGAGCGCGGCGUGGCCUCUGGCCGCAUCGAGCCACCCGUCGUGACCCUGGACUUGACCACGAGGCACACGCUCUUCACGAUGAUGGUGGGCGCGUUCAUCGGGCACUGCGCCCACGCCGGGCUCGGCCAGUCCAUGAUCCAGCGCUACCUCUCGCUGUCCUCGAACCGCAAGGCCAUCACCGCCAUGUGGAUCUUCAUCGCCGGCAUCUGCACCUUCUUCAUCACCUCCUGCCUGGCGGGGCUCAUCAUCUCCGCCUACUACCACGACUGCGACCCCGUCCACGCGAAGAUGGUGUCCAGGGAAGACCAGCUACUGCCGUUGUUCGUCAUGGAGACCCUUAGAGACGUACCCGGUCUAGCCGGGCUGUUCAUCUCGGGCGUGUUCAGCGCCGCCCUCAGCUCCAUGUCCACAUCCCUGAACUCCAUGUCGGCCGUCAUCAUUGAAGACUGGGUGCGCGGGUUUGGGGGAUACGAGCCCAGCGAGCGCCACGCGGCGUGGAUCAUGCGCGGGGUGGUCGUGGUGCUGGGGGUCAUCACCGUGGGCCUCGUCUUCGUGGUGGAGAAACUCGGCAUGGUGAUGCAGCUGUCGUCCAGCAUGGCGGCGGUGUCCACGGGGCCGCUGUUCACGCUGUUCAUCGUGGGCCUGUUCAUACCCUGGUGCGACACCCGGAGCGCGCUGUGCGGCGCCGUCAGCUCCGCCAUGUUCACGGCCACCCUGGUGUUCGGCGCCGCGCGCGAGAUCGCCCUCGGCCGGCUGCGCUUCCCGAGGAAGCCCGUGUCGGUGGACGGCUGCCUGGCGGCCUUCAACACCACGGCCGCCCCCGUGAUCUUCGACGACUACGACAGGUAGACGGGGAACAGACGGAAGGAAUUUAGA
Messenger RNA from Frankliniella occidentalis (western flower thrips), 1804 nucleotides. RefSeq names its product sodium-coupled monocarboxylate transporter 1-like. The transcript has 11 exons. Gene Ontology annotation, molecular function: symporter activity. The record is from RefSeq and is a predicted model, not a curated record. Bases 284 to 1777 code for a protein of 497 amino acids. Gene Ontology annotation, cellular component: membrane. Gene Ontology annotation, biological process: transmembrane transport; sodium ion transport. NCBI's taxonomy places the organism in Eukaryota, Metazoa, Arthropoda, Insecta, Thysanoptera, Thripidae.